UGCCUUUCAAUCAAUCACACAACUAUGGCAAUGUUGUCAAUAUGGGACAGAAAAUAACGUCUUCUUUCGAUUUGUUUGUUUGUUUGAUUUGCAAUAUGUUGAAAAAGACCGGUAAGUCAGUUUUGGACAUAUUUUCCCCCCUCAUACCUUUUGUUGUGCCUAAUAUCUUAAAAUUGCCCUUUCGUUCAUUACUUAGCUUUGUUGUGCACAGUUAAACCUUUGUAACAGUCCUUUUGAUACUGUAUACAUACAGUUGAAGUCGGAAGUUUACAAGCGCUUAGGUUGGAGUCAUUAAAACUCAUUUUUCAAACACUAGUCAAAUUUCCUGUUAACAAAAUAUCGUUUUGGCAAGUCGGUCAGGACAUCUACUUUGUGCAUGACACAAGUAAUUUUUCCAACAAUAGUUUACAGUUUAUCACAAUUCCAGUGGGUUAGAAGUUUACAUACACUAAGUUGACUGUGCCUUUAAACAGCUUGGAAAAUUCCAGAAAAUAGUGUCAUGGCUUUAGAAGAUUCUGAUAGGCUAAUUGACACCAUUUGAGUCAAUUGGAGGUGUAUUUCAAGGCCUACCUUCAAACUCUGUGCCUCUUUGCUUGACAUCACAGGAAAAUGAAAAGCAAUUGACCCAAGUUAAACAAUUUAAAGGCAAUGCUACCAAAUACUAAUUGAGUGUAUGUAAACUUCUGACGCACUGGGAAUGUGAUGAAAGAAAUGAAAGAUGUAAUAAAUCAUUCUCUACUAUUAUUCUGACAAUUCACAUUCUUAAAAUAAAGUGGUGAUCCUAACUGACCUAAGACAGGACAUUUUUACUACGAUUAAAUGUCAGGAAUAGUGAAAAACUGAGUUUAAAUGUAUUUGGCUAAGGUGUAUGUAAACUUCUGACUUCAACUGUAUGCUAUGCAGGCAGUUAUCAUGUCAUGCUAAUGAAUAGCCACACUUGCAUCUUGGUAACAGCUUGUGCGACUUAACAAGUUAGACAUUAUAAUCUAUCAGCAAUUGCUGAGCAAUUGUCGUGUCACGAGGCCAUUUGUCUCAGGCUAACUGAUAAUCAUCCAAAUGAUCCCAAGACCACUGGAGCAACACAGAAGGACUCAUUUGGUAUCAAUACCAAGCCACAUACACAGUAGAAAUGAGCCCCUUGCUCUCUAAGACUGUGCUUCAAUGAAUCCUUGGUGAUUUGGUGGCAGAGCAUUACAUUAUAUUACCUUAGGAACCACAGCUCAUCCUAAUCAACAGAGACAGGCAGUUGUUUGCUCUGUAUCUCCGCUAUAAUAGAGACCACAUAUGACUAUAGGCUAACAUCAUCAGUGACUGUAAUGAAUGAGCCUACCUACAUAUGAAGAUGUGCUAACAUCAUUAGCGACUUUAAUGAGCCUAUUAUAUACCUGUUAUGUCUCAUCUCUCUCUCUUCCAGAAAAAGACAAAGUACUCAGCGACUCGCAGGUUACUGCUGAAGCAAAAACUGCUGAAGAAAGCUGGGGUCUUGCUGGUCCAGGAGCAAAGCAACAAGGUGACGGAGAGGGAAAGCACCUUGAGCGAGAGAGUACCACCGCUGAAACUCUCCGGCCUAUCUGUGCAAGAGCUUCAGGAGCUCUGUAAGGAACUGCACAGGAAAUGUGACACAGUGGAUGAGGCACGAUACGAUAUCGAAGCAAAAGUGCUCAAGAAUGAGAAAGAGCUCGUGGACCUGAAUGCAAAGAUCAACGAGCUGAAAGGGGGGAAGAGACCUAACCUCAAGAAGGUCAAGAAGUCUGCCGACGCUAUGCUGGGGGCUCUGACUGAGGCCAAACUCAGCUCCAAGGCGGACUUCAAGUCCAACCUGAAGACAGUCAAGAAGGACAAGAAGGAAGAGGAGAAAGUGGACCCAGGUGACUGGCGGAAGAAUGUGGAGUCCAUGUCUGGAAUGGAGGGAAGAAAGAAGCUUUUCAAUAGCUAAAACAGUUACAAAUGCACUGGCUCUGUAGAGAUCUGCGGCUGCAUUGCCUGAUUGUUUACUCAUUUUUAUUUUGGAUUUUCCCGAAAAAUAUAUAUUUUUUGCAGUGAGAUUGUGUUUUGGGGGAAAGUAUGAAGUGUGAGGUAUUUUACACUAAAGACUGAGGGAACUAUAAAGACUGUGAGAACUAAUCAAUAUUUUUAUUAAAAACUAUUUGGUGUGGGCUACAUGAUUUUGAUUCCUAUCAAGAGAAAAUAGUCAAAUGUGGAACAACCUAAUAAUACUCAUCAUAUUAGUUCAUUUUGUAAAUAUUGAAUUCCAGUUUAUUAAAACACCAAUUAUUCUGUUUUAGUUUAUCUGCCAAUAUUUAUGAUUUUUUUUAAAUAUGAUGAAGUUGGUUCUCUUUCAUGUUGUUUACUUUUGCCAAAAUGCAAUAUGAAAAUCUUAAAAACACAUACAGUGUAGAUGCUGUUAAUUACAUGGAUAAGCCACUCAAUGUGUAGUGUUGGAUUUUCAAGAGCAGUUCUCCUUUCAGACUGUGGGUGUCACUAUAGACAAGCUAUUGUACUAUUUAACCAAGGUGGCCAUUUUCACCUCUGUCACUUCAGUUCAAUCCUAUCACCACUAGGGUGUGUUAUAGCAUUACCCUUUCAUUUAAAAGUUGACCUGUGGGUGGUUUGUGCUUACAAAUGACACCAGGGGGUAUCAUUCACUACCACUGAUCUCUGGUUAUCAAUGGCAAAGUCAGUAAUCAUCUUGAUGAUCACAAUCUCCCCUGGGCCAAAGACUACUAGCAAAGUAAGGAGACGUUUGAAUAGUCGUGUAGUUCCGGUGAAUUAUACCAAUAAAGAGAACGAAACUGGUUGAAUUCAGCAGACAUAAACAUAAGCGCUUUCUAAAAUGGGUACCAUACUGCGACCAAUACGCUGCUACAAAUGGCCUAUAAAACCAGUCAUAAGAGUGUCUUAAGUCCAUAGAGCUGUAUUGGAGAGGGGGGGCAAUGUUUUGGCAGAGAACGAGCUGGCUAGAGGAAGGGAAAGGCAGUAUGGAACAAGGCAUCCUCUCUGCAGAUCAUUACAGAUGGUACAGAGACACACAUAGGUGAGUAACCUGCCAUCGGGCUUCAAAGGGUGGGGGAAGUCAAGCAGCACGCUUCUGCAAAUAUGCAUUCAUUUUUAUAUGGCAGCGAUGUGUUAUAGUUUUUUUUCUGUGAUAAAGGACAGCUACUGUCCCUAACCCUUUCCACAGCUCUCUUUGGCAUGAGACACAUUUACUUGUGCUGGUAGGAAAAUGGUCGAGGCAAAUGUGAUGGGAGUAAACAUCUACAAUGUCUGACAGGGGCUCUAAAACUAUAAACAUGCGGUAUCCCAUUUGUUGUGGGAGACAGAGACACUCUAUCCAUUUCGUUUCUAUUUACUGUACAAUGUGAUUCUUUGGGUUGCUGAUACUCCUCUAAUAAAGUCGUCUUUACGUUUUAUGAUUAGCAGACGGCCCUGUUUUGGAUGAAAGCAGAUGCGAGCUCCGUGGUAAUUUCAAACAUCCCCACACGAUGUUAUACGUGACCUUGCUCUGACUGGACUGCAUGAAUGACUUCAAAAUGUGUAUUGUUUGUUGCUGUACUGUGUGUCACUGUAGACUGAAAAAAAAAUCAAGAAACAAGGCUUGAGAUCCACUUUGAGUACGUGUCAAGAGCUGGUAUUAAAAUGAAUUGCUCAACAUG
Molecule: messenger RNA, 3653 nt
Organism: Oncorhynchus keta (chum salmon)
Lineage: Eukaryota; Metazoa; Chordata; Actinopteri; Salmoniformes; Salmonidae
Product: troponin I, slow skeletal muscle-like
Exons: 5
Coding region: 1391-1936 (181 amino acids)
Biological process (GO): muscle contraction
Cellular component (GO): troponin complex
Source: RefSeq, a predicted model, not a curated record